CUUUUUUGACUUUUGAUAGAAUUUCAAUGAACAUUUCACAACACCAAAAUAUAAAAUGAAGUUGUUCUUCUCGAUUCUAUUACUUUCUCAAUUGACAUUCUGCUCUAAACUCAGAAAACUUAAUAACCAUACCCCUCUUCUGAUAAAAAGGUAUGACUUGGCUGAUAUCCUUCUAGAAGAAGAAGACAAGAGAGAAAUAUUGAGAGAUAUCAAAACCAUAUACGCACCUGAAGGAAGAACUUACAUGAAUGGAUCUAUCUGCAGCAAGAAAAAAAGAGAUCUCAACCAUGAUCGCCAAUAUGAUGAAGAUCUAUCAUGUCCUAACAUGAAGAGAAUUGAACAUGAUGAAAUGUUUCCUGGAAAACGGACGAUACAUAAGGUGAUGGAUGAUGAAAACGAUAUAUUUAGCGAACACAUUUUGAGGAAGUUUAUGGAGGGAAGGGUUUUAGAUGAACUAAAUAUUAGCUCCAAGUUAUUGGAUUUCACCAGGAACAGAUCACCAAAUAAUUCUACUAGUAUGUUUAGUACUACUAUAUCACAAACCACUCUUACUAGUACACAAGCUUCCACCGAGAAUGAUAUUGUACAAUCCACAACUCCUACUACCAUACACAACAUUGCUUCUUUUUGGAAAUCGAAGCUUAGCACAAAAGAAAUAAGGACCAUUCAAAGUGGAAUAAUGCAAAAAUAUAUGAACCCAAGUAUAGAUCCUUGCACCGAUUUCUACGAAUUUGCGUGUGGUAAUUGGAAAAGUUAUUUCACGAUUCCUCCAGACAGAGCCACUUACGAUACCUUCGAAAUGGUGCGAGAAAGCCUAGACUUGUCUUUGAAGUAUCUCCUCGAAGAAAUUCCACCAACUCGAUCAAAAGAAGACAUCUAUUUCCUGAACACAAGCUUCAUAAGUGAAUAUUUCUUGCCAAAUGACAAAACAGAUGCUGUCACGAAAGCUAGAUGGUUUUACAUAUCUUGCAUGAAUGAGGAAAUCAUCUCAAGACGAGGAGAUGCGCCCCUUAGGAAAAUUUUAAGGGAACUAGGGAAUUGGCCAAUCAUAACACCCAACUGGAAUGACUCAAAAUUCGAUCUGAUUUGGCUACUAGCAAGACUGAGACUCCUCAACAACGAUGUACUGAUUGCUCAGUGGGUAGGCCCUGAUAUGAAGAACUCUAAUGAACAUAUCGUUCAUAUCGAUCAAACCACAUUAGGGCUACCUUCCAGGGAAUACUAUUUAGAGGAUUCUAACCCUAAAUAUAUAAUGGCGUACAGAGUAUUCAUAUUAACUGUGGUCAACCUCAUGGGUGAUGUACCGGAAAAUGCGGAAAUUGAAACUGAAAAAAUAAUACAGUUUGAAAUGCAGCUAGCUCAGAUCAUGGCGUCACCUGAAGAAAGAAGAAACAUUUCUGACAUCUACUUGAGGACUGAUAUCGCUUCGCUGACAUUAUAUUUCCCCCAGUUCGAUUGGAAAUCAUACUUUGACAUAGUUCUGGGCAAGCAUAUUGACUUGAGAACGCCUGUAGCUUGCUACUGUGCCAGGUAUCUACACGAACUGUUAUAUCUCCUCAGUAACACUAAUCCAAGAACAUUGCAGAACUAUCUCAUUUGGAGGUUCGUCCGGCACAGAACCAAUAACUUGGAUCAAAGGUUUCUAGAUGCCAAACAGAGGUUUUACUAUAUACUCUUUGGGCGUGAGAAGAAUCCACCGAGAUGGCAAUUUUGUGUCUCGCAGGUGAACUCAAAUAUGGGAAUGGCGAUAGGUUCAUUAUUUGUUAGGAAAUAUUUCGAUCAGCAGAGUAAAACAGAUACCAUAGAGAUGACGAAACAACUUCAGGAUGCUUUCAAGCAAACUCUUCUGGAGAACACUUGGUUAGAUAACAGUACGAAGGAGUAUGCUCAAAUGAAAUUGGACUACAUGGACUUGAAAAUUGGGUUUCCUGAUUUCAUAUUGAACGAUACGGAAUUGGGAUCGAGAUAUUAUGAUGUGGAGGUCCAUCAAGAUUAUUUUUUCGAGAAUAUUCUAGUAGUUCUGAGACAUUUGACGAGAGUUGAGCAAAGAAGACUUGGUUCAUCGGUAAAUCGUACUUUGUGGAGUACACCACCAGCUGUAGUUAAUGCUUAUUAUAGCAGGAAUAAGAACCAAAUAAUGUUUCCAGCUGGAAUGCUCCAACCUCCAUUCUACAACAGACACUUUCCCAAGGCCCUCAACUUCGGUGGCAUCGGAGUGGUGAUAGGGCACGAAAUCACCCACGGCUUCGACGACAAGGGCAGGCUCUUCGACCACGAAGGAAACCUCCAUAUGUGGUGGAGGGAGUCCUCUAUCGAACGGUUCUACGAAAAGUCACAGUGCAUGAUCGACCAGUAUGGGCAGUAUGUCCUGCCCGAGAUACGCGUGUCUCUGGAUGGAUAUCUGACGCAAGGAGAAAACAUCGCCGAUAAUGGAGGAUUGAAGCAAGCCUACAGGGCCUACGAAACCUGGCUGGUGAAAAACCCGAACGCCGAAGAAUAUCUACCAGGCUUGAACCUCACCAACAGGCAGCUCUUCUUCCUCAACUUCGCUCAAGUCUGGUGCGGCCAGCAGAGGAUAGAGGCAGCCAAAAGCAGGAUGAAGACUUCGGUGCAUUCUCCUGGCAUAUUCAGAGUUAUCGGAGUGUUGAGUAACUCGGAGGAUUUCUCUAAAGCGUUCAACUGCCCCAAGAACAGUCCCAUGAACCCAGAAUAUAAAUGUGUUAUUUGGUGAAAUGUGAUAUUGCUCUUUUUGUCACGCCCUAGCUUCUGCUGCAUGACCUUCUUGACUUUUCAAAUUUGAACUGAUGGUUGUAAUUCGAUGAAUCACUGUUUUCUACAAAUACUAUUAAAUGAUUAGCUUGUUGUAACAC
Molecule: messenger RNA, 2870 nt
Organism: Phaedon cochleariae (mustard beetle)
Lineage: Eukaryota; Metazoa; Arthropoda; Insecta; Coleoptera; Chrysomelidae
Source: the annotation of a GenBank genome assembly